Messenger RNA from Lolium perenne, 1209 nucleotides. Lineage: Eukaryota; Viridiplantae; Streptophyta; Magnoliopsida; Poales; Poaceae. The record is from RefSeq and is a predicted model, not a curated record.
UUUCAUAAAAACAAAAAGGGAUUAUAGCUGCCAAAAAUUCUUGGUUUCUAGUAGGCUACAAUCUUUUCUGUUACCGAGGUGGUAGGCUGUACUGUAUCUGGUCUCCAAUCUCCUUUUUUAAGGAAACUGGCACGUUGGCCUGGCCCUUGCAUGUUCUCAAGCUGUGACUAUGUGAAAAUAUGAAGGCAAAGACAAAUGUCAUUCACGUGGCAAUUGUCAGUGCGACUCUGCUUAAAUUAAGAAGAAUCCACACGUACAGUGGACGCAUCGCUUCUCACGGGGCUCUAGGACAGGACAAACAACCAUGCAGACUUUGAGGCCAAUUCACGGUACGGAAGAGCGGAGACAAAACGACGCAGAGUCCCAGUUGCGAUUUUCUUUGAAGAAUGCCGCAAACGUACGUACAGCCAGCGAUCGCACAGCUCACAUCGGCAGUGUCUUAUCAGACUCUCUGAAGUAGUAGUACAGGCUGUACAGCUGCCCACUCGAGCUGUGAGCCGUGAGCGUGUGAUCUCACUCUCUGAAGUAGUAGUACCAGUGCCCAGUGUUCUCUACCCCGUCCACACGGCUAGCUCGAUGUGUCGCAGGAUGGCCACCGCCUGCAGCUUGCUCGUCGUCGCCGCCGCCUUCCUGAUCCUGCCCCUGCUCGGCUCCUGCGCCGUCUCCACGCAUCGCCUGUCGCGUCAUGCUCCAGUGAUGCUGCUAGGUGGCGACGCCGGUGCUUCUGCUUGGGAUCACGGCGGCCGGAGCACGGUGCGUGAAGGGAGGGAGGUAGCUGCGAGGCGUUUGGGGAAGAGGACGCCGGUGAAGAAGCCUCCGUCGCCGAAACCCCAGGGCAUGACGGGGAUGGUGAUGCCUCUGCCGCCGCCGCCUUCGUCGGAAUAGAUCGAUGCUUGCGAUGGUGGGCUGGUGCCUGGUGGCUUCGAUCGAUGGAUGGAUGCUGAAUCCUCAUCUCUUCGUGGGUGUUGAUGCGUGGGUACUGUAUGAGAGGGAUACAGGUCUUACAGCUAGCUAGCUGCCGCUGCCGUGUAACACUUUUGCUUGUGCAGAAUAAGUUGGCAUGUGCUCCUCCAUACAACUCCAUCCGUGCAUGUCCAUGGUCACUAUUGCUCGUGCGCGUGCCAUCGUGCGAGAGGUAGAAUGCGAUCAACGACUCAGCCAAUGAAUUCGUUGAUAUAAAAAAUGAAUUCGCUGAUGAAAGAAGUCGAU